Molecule: messenger RNA, 2316 nt
Organism: Megalopta genalis
Lineage: Eukaryota; Metazoa; Arthropoda; Insecta; Hymenoptera; Halictidae
Source: RefSeq, a predicted model, not a curated record
GCAGUUCUGCUAUUUCAAUAUGGCGAGAAGUUACUGCCGAUGCGUAGGAUAGUGCUGUUAGGGCCCUACAGUGUGUGCUAUUUGAUCGUAGCGAAAAGAACCCAAUUUUCAUCGCGAUUAAAAAUGUCGGGUUUCGUAUCAAAAAAUCAGCGUUUGCGCAAAGUAUUACUUUCUUGCUUCCGCCACAAGAAUAGCGGAGACUUGCGGGAGGUAUGCUCUAUCUGAAACAACUUGGAGAGAUUGGUUUAGACGGUUCAGAGACAACGAUUUUGACUGCCGCGUUAGGAUUAGGCCAGGCCGCGCGAGCCCUUUCUUCCUCGGAUCUGGAAUCUGCAUUUCGUCCAGGAACAGACAGAUUAAAAUUCUGCUACCGUAUGGUCACGAUAUCCACGAUGCCCGAUGAAUGAGAUCCAUUGUUGAAUACAUACAGUAGGUGACAGGGAAAGAGGAUAGCGGCUGUAAUCGACACCGAACACGAUGCAACGGCCAGUAAAAGUUAUCUAACUAUAUCUCCCAUUGAAGCAUUGCCAACUCGUGUCUUCUUUCUUUAAUGUCGACAGGCUCCGACGAAGGAAGAGGAGCUGAGGGGCAGCUUGCUGCUGCUCGUGCCUGUCGAGCUUAUCGGCUAGAGCCACGUUAUCGGCCACCGCACGAAGAAUCGCGCACAAAAUUGAAACGACCACGAAUCCGAAGCCGAAAGCUUAUAUAAAACGUUUAGAUUCGAACGGCGACUCAAAGUCAGCCGUACGUUACAAUCUAACGGUUAAGAUCGCCGACGUCGAACCACAUUCGAGCCACACAAUGGUCGCCACCGUAAUACUGGUAUUGUUGAUCGUCAUUUUCAUGCUGUUCUCCACAUUUACCAGGUUGAAAAUGGAGAAUCAUCCCCCAGGUCCCUUUUCCUGGCCGAUCAUCGGCAACCAAUUCUUACUGAACCAAUUAUGCGUGAAAUAUGGUGGGUUGCAUUUGGCAACGAUCGAGCUUUGCAAGCAAUACCGCAGCGACGCGAUAACCUUGUACCUUGGUAUGAACAAGAUGGUGGUUGUUUCUGGAGUCAAACUAGUCACGGCGGUAAUAAAUCGCGGAGAAUUCGAAGGCCGACCCUUCGACGAGUUUAUCAAGAUACGCACGUUCGGAAAGAAGCAAGGGAUCACGAUGAAUGAUGGGCCCGCGUGGAAAGAACUGAGUAGCUGGAUGAUCCAUACUCUGACGGAUUUCGGUUACGGCAAACGCCCGAUGAUAGACAUGAUCACGGACGAGCUGGACGCGAUCCUGGAGAACCUGAAGGGCGGAGGUGUGAGAACAUUGAAGCCAAUAGUCGCGCCUGCCACAUUAAACGUCCUCUGGCAAUUCACGAUGGGCAAACACUUCAACAUGGGUCCAAGAUUAGAGUACUUUAUCGACAUGAUGGACCGUCGGUCGCGUAUGUUCGACGUAACCGGUGGAGCUCUCUCCUCUUUCCCUUGGCUCCGUUACGUUGCACCUGAGGCCUCUGGUUACAAGCUUCUUGUAACGCUGAACGACGAGCUUAAGAACUUCUUUAUGGAAACCUUAAUGGAACACAAGAAGAACUAUGUUCCUGGAAAGGUGACGGACAUAAUCGAUAAAUUCAUGUCGGAGAUGAUGAAGAACCGAGCCGACGACACAGUUUACACGGAAGACCAAUUGAUGGUGAUACUAAUGGAUUUCUUCAUCGCGGCCUUCACGACCACCGCGACGGUGCUCGAGUUCCUAUUCCUUUAUAUGAUAAUACAUCAGGACGUGCAGCGGAAGCUACAAAAAGAAAUCGACUCGGCGAUUCCACCGGAUAGACUUCCUGACACAGCGGACAGAUUGAAGUUGCCGUAUGCGGAGGCGAUAAUUAGCGAGACGAUGCGUAUGUGGCCAGUGUUCCCAUUGAUCGGUCCGCGGCGAGUUCUCUGCGACACGGAGCUCGGAAAUUACAGAAUACCGAAGGAAACAACAAUCCUGAUCAACAAUUAUUCGGUGAACAGAGAUCCGGAAUUGUAUCCCGAGCCGGACAAAUUUAAGCCGGAAAGGCACAUCAAGAACGGGGCCUACGAACCCGACAUGAACUCCAUAAUUUUCGGGAAAGGAAGAAGGAAAUGUCCAGGCGCGAUUCUGGCCAAGACUGCGACGUUCGUCAUCUUCGUCGGCGUGAUGCAGAGGUUCACUUUACUUCCUGUCCCUGGCAAAGAACCGAAAUCCAUAGAAAUUAUACCUGGUCUUGCGAUUACGCCGAAACCUUACGAUGUGCUACUGGUACCACGAUAAUGCUUGUCUGAUAAAAUAUAGCAUAUUUACCUUCCAAGAAAC